AUGUUUGAACAGCUACCAUUCGCUGUUCUAUCCGAGAUGGUGGAAUACUUGAACCCACGAGAACGACAACGGUUCGCAGCAGCCAACCGAGUAUUGAAGGAACUCUUCCCAAUGCCACUUCGCAUCAAGAUCGCAUCCAAGUCGACCAACACUUCUCUCGAGGAAAUGUACUUUGUGUCUCUAUACAAGAGACCCAGUGCCAUUUUGUCGUGUCAUGAAGCACUAGUCUUUGAAAAAGACUACGUGCUUUGGACAUAUGAUUACACCCGGGAAAACAAGGUAUUCUUGUGCCGAAACCAUGUGGAAUGGGGAGAUACUGGCACUUUCGAGUACCUCAUCUUUUCUGUUGGACUCCGUUCUAAGGAUGCAAGACAAUCCAUCCGAAUAAUGGGAGGCAAAGCUGGACACCAAGUGCACUUUGGGGAAAAUGUCGGUGUAACCUUCGCCGGUCUCAAUGCCGACCCAACAACGGCAGAUUCCAGAUAUCGUUCCUACUUGUCUGUCCAAGCCAUUGCAGACUCUAUUCGAUGGUAUUCAAUGGUACAGGAAUGGGGCAAAGAUGAAGUAUUGCAACUGCAUCGAUGGCAAGACUAUGCUGAGGUUCCCAAGAAGAAUGAGGAACGAACACCAUCAACAACAAGCCUGACCAUUCAUGCCAUGCCAGAUAUUGCCGACGGUAUCUUCCAUUUGUUCAGUCCAAAGAGUCUAGAUCUUGGAAGCGCUUCAUCUGAAAUGGUGUAUCACAAGAUUCGAUGCAACAUGUGGAUCGAAAAAGGUUACAUUUGCGUACGCGCACUCGUAAAUUCUAUGGCGUGUUCGUUUGCUGUUCCAAUCAUUGAGACAGAUGGUCUGGAUGGUAUCCAAAACCCUGUGAAUGUGAUGAAUAUGCUUUGGAAGAAAGAUGAUGCACGAUGGGAAGGCAUCAAGUACUAUUUGGCAAUUGCAUUGGACCUCAGUUGUGGCAGGUCCUCCCGCAGCCUUUGCGACAUUUUGAAUGCGCUCGCCAGCUGCGACGAGAGCGGCACAAGUACAAUCGCACAUGAUGCCGCACGAAGUAUGGUGUAUAUGCAAGUCGACAGCUACAUUGUGACCGCAAGAGUUCCAGAUUGCGCCUGCAAUGAAAAUGAGAGGUGGGAGUGCCUUGUGUUGGAUGACAGCCACUCCUUCCCAUGGAUUCGAUGA
Messenger RNA from Cylindrotheca closterium, 1182 nucleotides. NCBI's taxonomy places the organism in Eukaryota, Bacillariophyta, Bacillariophyceae, Bacillariales, Bacillariaceae. The record is from the annotation of a GenBank genome assembly.